This is a messenger RNA of Syngnathoides biaculeatus (alligator pipefish), 4695 nucleotides long. RefSeq names its product AFG3-like protein 1. Gene Ontology annotation, cellular component: m-AAA complex; membrane. Gene Ontology annotation, molecular function: zinc ion binding; ATP binding; ATP-dependent peptidase activity. Lineage: Eukaryota; Metazoa; Chordata; Actinopteri; Syngnathiformes; Syngnathidae. The record is from RefSeq and is a predicted model, not a curated record. Gene Ontology annotation, biological process: mitochondrial protein processing; protein-containing complex assembly.
CCCAACAAACGGACUGUAAGUACGUGCAGUUCGGAAGGUGCACGUCGAAGCCCGCGACAGGGGCGACGACGACAAUGGGUCUUCUCGCUGUCGGCGUCGGCCCGUUUCGUAACCGAGUACGGUCGGUUCGGAUGUGGAGUCGCGACUUCGUGUCCAUUUCAGCAACUUUCCAGAGCGGAGAUAUCGCGUUGAGGACAUCACUGAUCCAGAGAAAAUGUGCCGGGCUUCACCAGCACAGAGUCCCAUUUGUUCGUUUACUCAACUCAGUCAAACCCCCCAGAGGCUUUGAAAAGUUCUUCCCGAAGAGAACAGGAACUGCAAGCGCCAGCAAAUCCUCUCACGCCGCAAAAUGCAAGGAGCGGGAACCUUUCGGAAAGCCGCAAAGGGAGAUGAAAAAUGCGGGCGACGAAGGACAAAGAGGAGGCAAAAAGGACAAUGAAUAUGAUUGGUGGGCACGCUUUCGGGAUGAUUUUCCACUGGACCAAACAGCACUCCGGAACAUCGCCAUAGGUGCCGCAGGCAUGGCCUCCGCAUUUUUGUACCUUUACUUCCGGGAGACCGGCAUCCAGAUCUCCUGGAAGGACUUUGUGCAUCAGUACUUGAGGAGGGGCUUAGUCGAUCACCUGGAGGUUGUCAAUAAACAAUACGUCAAAGUCAUUCCUGCCCGCGGCGUGAACACGUCAGACGUGAAUUAUUUGUGGUUCAACAUUGGCAGUGUGGACUCAUUUGAGCAUAAUCUGGAAGCAGCUCAACAGGAACUUUGUUUGGACACCCCAUGCAACGUACCCGUCUUGUACACCAGUGAGAGUGACGGAACGCUCUUGUAUAGAAUUCUUCCGACCUUAUUUCUGGUCGGCUUCUUGCUGCGGACUCGGACGGGGCCGACGGCGGGACUGCGUGGGAGUCGAGGGCGGGCAAACCCCUUCGGUAUGGGUCGGUCCAAAGCUAAGGUAGUCAAAGACGACAUUGGUGUCCGCUUCGAGGACGUUGCUGGCUGCGAAGAAGCCAAACUGGAGAUUUUGGAGUUUGUCAACUUCCUGAAGAACCCGCGGCAGUAUCAGGAACUCGGAGCUAAGAUCCCUAAAGGUGCAAUAUUGUCGGGUCCACCCGGAACAGGAAAGACCUUGCUAGCUAAGGCCACCGCGGGAGAAGCUCGUGUUCCUUUCAUCACCGUCAGCGGCUCCGAGUUCCAGGAAAUGUUUGUCGGCGUGGGCGCUGCGAGGGUCCGGGACAUGUUUGCCACGGCACGGAAAAAUGCCCCCUGCAUCCUCUUCAUUGACGAGAUUGACGCAGUGGGUAGAAAGCGCGGCAGAGGAAACUUCGGGGACCACAGCGAGCAAGAAAACACACUCAACCAAUUACUAGUUGAAAUGGAUGGGUUUAAGAGCAGCAUCAAUGUAGUCGUUAUGGCCAGUACCAAUCGAGCUGAUGUCCUAGAUCCGGCUCUGAUGAGGCCGGGACGUUUCGAUCGACACAUAGUCAUUGGUCCACCAGAUAUAAAAGGCAGAGCUUCCAUCUUUAAAGUGCAUCUGAGACCUUUAAAGUUGGACCCAAGUAUACAAGUCGAAGCUUUCGCCAGAAAGUUAGCCGCACUAACUCCAGGCUUUACUGGGGCCGACGUUGCCAACGUUUGUAACGAGGCUGCUCUGAUAGCGGCGCGCCAUCUCAACCCGCACAUCAGCACUCAGCACUUUGAACAGGCUGUCGAGAGAGUCAUUGGAGGUCUGGAGAAAAAGUGUCGGGUACUUCAGCUUCCAGAGCGGACCACGGUGGCCUAUCACGAGGCCGGACAUGCUGUUACUGCUUGGUUUCUAGAACACGCAGACCCACUAUUAAAGGUAUCAAUUGUUCCUCGAGGAAAGGGUCUAGGUUACGCUCAGUAUUUGCCAAAGGAGCAGCACCUCUUCACGCAAGAGCAGCUCUUUGACAGAAUGUGCGUGAUGCUCGGGGGUCGAGUGGCCGAACAGGUUUUCUUUCGUCGGGUCACCACGGGGGCCCACGACGACCUCCGGAAGGUCACACAGUCAGCUUACGCACAGGUUGUACAGUUCGGAAUGAGCGCUGCAGUGGGUCCGAUGUUUUUCGAGCUCCCACAGCAAGGCCCCGCGGUGACGGAGAAACCCUACAGUGAGCCCACAGCCCAACUCAUCGACCAGGAGGUCCGUCUGCUCAUUGACUCCGCCUUCCAGCGAACGCUCCAACUCGUCAAGGAGAAAAAAGCAAUGGUGGACAAGGUGGCAAAACGUCUCCUAGAAAGAGAAACUCUGGAGAAGUCUGACAUGGUGGAGCUGCUGGGUCCACGCCCUUUUCGAGAAAAAUCCUGUUAUGAGGAGUUUGUGGAAGAGUUAGGGGACAUGGAGGAGGACUCGUCCCUACCCGAGGGCCUGAAGAACUGGAACGGCGACACGUCGGACAAUAAGCACUCGCCAAACAAAUCAGCUGUUUAUUUGAUGCGGUGUCAAGGAAGAUUGGGAUUCAGGUGAACUGUCUUGGUAAGGACAGGAGUGAUCAUUUUUUUGUCUUGUGCAAUUUUGUUUUUAUGAAGGAGUCGCUGAAAUCCAAGUUGUAAUUUCAGUUUACCCAAUUGCUGUUUUAUGACCUCUCUCUCUUUUUUUAACAAAAUACACUAAUUCAUAUAGAGUAUAACCAUGGAGACAGACAACAGUCGCACUCACACUCACACAUCGGGGCAAUUUAGAGUCUCCAAUAAAUUCAUUUUUUUGGGAUGUGGGAGGGAACCGGAGAGCCCGGAGAAAACCCACGCAGGCACGGGGAGAACAUGCAAACUCCUCACAGGCGGGGCCGGGAUUUGAACCCUGGUCCUCAGAACUGUGAGGUCAACACUCUAACCAGUUGUUCCACCGUGUGUGCAUGUGUGUGUGUAUACUGUGAAGAAAAUAAGUAUUUGAACACCCUGCUACAUUGCAAGUUCUCCCACUUAGAAAUCAUGGAGGGGUAAUCCAUCCAUCCAUUUUCUUCACCGCUUAUCCUCACAAGGGUCGCGGGGAAAGCCGGAUCCUAUCCCAGCUAUCAAUGGGCAGGAGGCGGGGUACACCCUGAACUGGUUGCCAACCAAUCACAGGGCACAUAGAGACAAACAGCCGCACUCACAAUCACACCAAGGAGCAAUUUAGAGUGUCCAAUUAAUGUUGCGUGUUUUUGGGACGUGGGAGGAAACCGGAGUGCCCGGAGAAAACUCACGCAGGCACGUGAGGAACAUGCAAACUCCACACAGGCCGGUCUGAGAUUGAACCUGGGACCUCAGAACUGUGAGGGCAACACUUUACCAGCUGAGCCACCAUGCCACCCUCGAGGGGUAAUAAAUCGUUAAAAAUAUAAUACAUUGUGAUUUCUGGAUUUUCCUUUUUAGAUGAGCUCGCUCACAGUGGACAUGCACUUACGAUGAGAAUUUCAGACCCCUCCAUGAUUUCUAAGGGGGAGAACUUGCAAUAUAGCAGGGUGUUCAAAUACUUAUUUUCUUCACUGAAUAUGUAUAUGUGUGUGUGUAUAUAAAACAUAUUAGCAUCUUCGAAUCAGGCUUUAUGUUUUAUGAAACAAGGUUCCCGUAGCAUAUCAUAUUCUAUAUUAAAGCCUGAUUUAUUAAAUUGCGUGUUCUCGCUCCAACCCAUUACUCGUGCCGUUUGUGUAAAUGUGUAAUCGUUGUGGAGCUCGCCGCAUUUAAUUAAAGAAUUUGCACACUAAGUAGCUCUUAAUGGUUUCCGCCAAGAAAAAUUUGGGAGUGCACCGCAAGCGCAAAAUGACUUGGAAGUGUGAAGUGAAAGUGUAACAACAAACUUAUUACUGAGUUACACUGAAUAAAUCGGCCGUACCUGAUAGCUUUGGGGACACCGUCGACUGCGUAAGAGCCAUAAUUUGCUUGAUGUAACUCAGAUUGGUGUACUCCAAGUUGAGAAGCUCCAAAAGUGGCUAAAUUCUCAUUUUUCCUGCACUACGCUCGUAGCGCUUUGCACGCUGGUUUGCGCCUGCCUUUUAGACACGCAACACAAUCUAAAGCCCCCAAAAUCAGCCAGCGCGAUUCCUCUCAAGUUUGCUGAAUCACCUUGUCCGCUUUAAAUGAUCAUUUGACAUGGAUUUCACCCACUGAGCUGAAAGAACUGUUCUCCAGAUACUGUGUUGCACCCGGUUAGUAGAUCAUCUUCCAGAUCGAUUUGCAAGUUUGUGCCUGUUUUUGCAAGUGCAAACCGUCGAAAUCAGGCCCUUAGUAAUUUCUGUGACAAACUACAUUCACAUUAAGUCACAUGUACUGUAGAAUCAGACUACCUCAAAGUCAAAUAUUGCAAAAUUGUAACAACAAGUACAUUCCUCAAUCAUAACCUGCUCAGCUGUGAUGUGCUCACGAUAGAUUACAUUUUGUUGUAAAAAUGGUUAAAAAAAAAACUGUUUUAAAUUGUUUGUACACGGAGUACCUGAAGUACCAUUGCAGCUGUACUCUUUAAAAACCCAUUUGUGUAUUUCAACAAUAUUAACAUGUAUGACCUGCUUUACCACAUGCAGCGCAUUUUCAAUGUCACUGAAAGCUUUUCAACAUUUCUGCCUUUUUAUUACUAUAAUACUGUUUUGGCUUGAACAACAUGACUCCUUACAUGUCCCUGAGGAAUCUCGGUCCAUUUGGGUGUGAUAAUGAAGGCAAAUGAAAAACAUGAACAUGUGAAGCUCGUGGGACACACAAGUAAA